Messenger RNA from Ylistrum balloti, 1947 nucleotides. Its product is annotated as kyphoscoliosis peptidase-like. The record is from RefSeq and is a predicted model, not a curated record. The coding region runs from base 1 to 1947 and encodes 648 amino acids. Lineage: Eukaryota; Metazoa; Mollusca; Bivalvia; Pectinida; Pectinidae. The transcript has 4 exons.
AUGGGCUGUGGAUCAUCAAAAUCAGAGUUCAUUCAAGUAGUGAAUGCACCUUCAACGACGACUUCUACAACAGACAGACCAGAACGCCAUGUCCAUUUUCCCGACCCUGAAUUUGUCCUUCAUAAGAUACCAGACACCAGACAAAACGGUAUCAGUCACAGCACCAGUGACAACCGACCGGUCUUCAAACGCGUCCAGUCGCCCAAGAUCCCUGGCAAUUCACGUGCAGCUAAUUUCAAGAUGGCUCCACCGCUAGUACCGACCUCGCCUAAACUGUCUGUGCCAAGAAAGAAACCUAAAGUACCCCUAGCGGACGUGGAACUGCCCCCACCGCGUCCUCCAGCAACCAAAAGGGAGGAUAUUAUUCCAGAUGUAACGGCCUUAAACAAAGUGGACGAGCACGCCCUCUCUGCUCCAAGAUCAAUGGAAGGGUCGCUCGAGAUCCUAGCAAGAUACCUAAUGUUACCGGCACAAACUGACCUGGAGAAAGUCCGAGGGUUUUACAGAUGGAUCACAAACAACAUAGCGUACGACACUGACUCCCACUUCCUGGGAAAGCGGAAGCCGGUGGACGCUGAAUCUGUUCUCAGACUGAAGAGAGCCGUUAGUUCUGGAUAUUCCAACCUGUUCGCAGGAUUAUGCAGAGUUGCCAGGAUCCCCGCGAAGUGUAUCCAUGGUUUUGCAAAGGGCUUUGACUAUAACCCGUUUGAGAACUUUCAUGAGUUGGACACUACUAAUCACUGCUGGAAUGCAGUUUUUGUGCAGGAUGACUGGCGAUUGAUCGAGUGCUCCUGGGGCGCCGGUCACCUCGAUUCCAACAAAAAAUUCAUGUACGCAUACAAAGAAUUCUAUUUCAUGCCAGACCCUGAAAACGUCAUAUUUGCACACUUUCCGUGUCUGAGCACAGAUCUAGAGGAGAGCAAACUCUGGCAAUUUCUUGAAAAGCCAGUGGACUUAACAACAUUUAAUAAAGUUUUGAAACCUGUAUACAGGGCCAUUGAUUGGGGAGUGCAAUUCGUGUCGCAUAAAAUAAGCGUGUUGGACGUCUGGAAAAAGGUUAAUGUUACUAUCCAAAGUGGCGAUAAGGUUUGUUUAGGAGUUGUUAGUGCACAACUUAUUCAGAACGAAAAAGAGGUCCGGCAACAUAUUAUGGUUUUAAAGUUGUCAGAUGGCAAGUUUCAAGUGACGGCCCGUCCACCAACAAAAGGUAAAUACAUUUUGAAAAUACUUGGUAAUAUUGAUCCUGACGCCACAGAAACUCUCGGCCUUGUAGAAUACUACCUUCGGUGUCAUGAAGCUAUACCAGACUGUCAGCCCUAUCCGGAUCAUUUUGGGCCAUGGGGUCCUGUCCCAGAAGUGAAGUCAUUUGGGUUUAUUUCCCCAGAAUCUAUAAAUCCUUCGAUUGUUACAGACAAUGGUCGGGUAACUUUUAGUUUGGCGACAAGUAAAUGUAUGGAAGUGGUCACACGACUCAGUUAUGGGUUAGGAAACAUCGCAGACAUUGAUGACUACGCAAUGGUGGAGAGUACAGCCAAUGAAAUUCACGUAACGGCGCAUUUCCCCAGAGAAGGUUUCUAUAAACUCAAGCUAAUGAGUAAGUCGGACAAAGAUGAGUAUAAACAAGCCAUUAACUACAUCAUCGAAUGCCGUAAGACUAUAGAACAGUGUUCACCCCUUCCUAAAGUUUACAAGUUUGCGCGGGAAUAUCAAUGUCGUCUGCUUGAACCAUUGGAUCUCCUAGUGACAGGCAGAACACAAAUUAUUGUGCGGUUUACGUCUGUUAGAAUAAAAGCAGCGUCUAUUCUCGGACGUAAAUUUGAGAAUAAUAAUGAUGAAUGGGAAGCGGUAGUGACGUCAUGUUCACCUGGUGAGAAAUUUAUCAUUUACGGAAGUAUAUCCGGUACUUCAGGAUCAUUCAAGAGUUUGUACGAAUUCAAGAUCAUCUGA